ACUGACCAAAAAAACUGUGAAAUGUUUUAGCACUUUAAAAUUCUGCCUAAAUGGGAGUACUUUCAGCACAUAAGGUUACAGUACUUCAUGCUGCAAGAAAGAGAAAAUGUACAGUACCAUCAUGUCCUAUACAGAAUUACUAGUGAAUCUUUGAUGCUUUGGGGAAGGAACAGAAAAUCUGUUUUGCAAUGCAUGACUCAGCUAUCUCAAAUCUGUACUGUUGAUACCCUGCGGUCUGAAUUCAGGAGAGAAAUGUACAUGCACAAACCAAAUGAGAUAAAGGAGUUUCGAAUAUUUUGCAUGUACAACAACUGUCCUUGACAUUACAGGAAGUAUACUCAUUACUGUUAUUUUCUCUAGGGGGGGCAUCAUUUUGAAACCUGUUUUGUUGCAGAAACAAAUUCAUUACUCAUGAAUUUUUUUGUGUGAUUGAAAAACAGUAUUCUGUUUUAACAAAACAGCAUUCUCAUGUGUUUAAGCUCAAAAUAUAACUUAUCCAUUGUCUGUAGCCCAGGGCUCCAGGAUGAAAGGAGACACCCAAAUUAAUUAAAGCCUUUGAAUAAAUGUUUAGGUUUUCAGUCCAGUGAUUGGAAGAUUUUCAAAGAAAUAUUGCCACUUGCUUGUCCAAGUUUAAUACUUUGUUGAAAUACACUAUAUGGACAAAUGUUUGUGGACACCUGACCAUCACACUCUUAUAAGCUGAACAUCCCAUUCCAGAUUUAGUCCCCCCUUUACUGUUAUAAUAACCUCCAUUCUUCUGGGAAGGCUUUCCACUAGAAUUUGGAACGUGGCUGUGGGGAUUUGUGUUCAUUCAGCCACAAAAGCAUUAGUGAGGUGUUGGAUGAGGAGUGUCCUGUGCAGGACACUCAAGUUCUUCCACUCCAACCUUGGCAAACCAUGUCUUCAUGGACCUCGCUUUGUGCACAGGGUCAUCGUCAUGCUGGAACAUAAUUGGGCCUCUUAGUUCCAGUGAAGGGAAAUUGUAAUGCUACAGCAUACAAAGACAUCCUACACAGUUGUGUGCUUUCAACUUUGUGGCAACAGUUUAGCUAAGGCGUCAUGUUGGUGUGAUGGUCAGAUGUCCACAUACUUUUGACCAUAUUGUGUAGGUGCUUUAAUUUGUUUAGUUGUACUUUGGCUUUUAUUUAUUGCUUUUUUUUUAAUGUCACAUAGGGUAUUGAUAUUUGCUAGGUUAUAAUAUUGGAAAUCAGAAAAUCGUAGUGGAGUGCAAAAAAAAAAAAAAACUUUGGACGGUGGAUUUUUCAAGGACCUACCUUCGUAUUAUAUUUUAUGCAUUUCAUUUGGACUAGCUUUAAUGUAUCUUUUGUUCUAUGGGCCACAUUAAUGUCUAAUAACAAUCCAUAUUCCAGUGUGUUGUGUUGCCACAUAGAAGUUUUAUCGUGUCUCUUUUAACUGCAGUACCAUUAGUUUCAUAUUCAUACUUUCGGGUAUUUCUGGUCAGUAACACAUGAAUGUCUAUAAAUAGACAACAUUUGAAUGUGACAUUAAAGGAGAACUCACUGAGUUAGUAACUGUAGUACUGAAACCUAAAAAAAAAAACAAAGUGUGAAUCAUUGUCAACUGCCUGGUUUCUGCAGCAUCCUUCUCUAUAGGAAAUGAAAUGUGAACCAGUCUAACCAACUACUCCACACACAGACAAACUGAUUAGCUGAGUUUUCAGAUGAAAAGAAUGUACUCUUACAUAUGAUAAGUGUAGUAAUGUAAUGGAUUUUUUUAAAGUAAUUAUAAUUAUAAUUCAUUGAUACUGAUGUAAAAUAGUAAUCAGAUACAAUUAAUGUAUAAGAGUGGCUGGGUGGCUGGGAUCAUGACAUUAUAGUAGCUCUUUUUAUGUGUUACUCAAGGCACCUGCUUCUGCAAACCCAAUUUCCUGUUAAGUGGGUUGUCUUAAUGCAUAAUUCAGGAAAAAAAGGUCACAGCUCCAGCAUGCACGCUAGCUGAAUGCAUGUGCAGAAAUUACAGGAAGCCUUCAAGAAGCGGUUGCUAUUCAUAGAGCUGUACAAUGGCGAGAAACACAACAAAUAGCUGCUGGACAAUUAACUAUGAUUUUCCAAAAAUCUUCUUAACAAUUGUAUAUUUUACCGUUUUUAUUUUUGGACUUCUUGGUAACUGCUGGGGCCUAAAAUCUAUUUUUGCAAACUGGAGGAAGUUGGGAAACAUUAAUAUAUUUGCUUUAAACUUAUGCAUUGCUGAUAUUUUGUACGUGCUUACCUUGCCAUUUCUGAUUACCUAUCAAGUGCAGAAACAAAACUGGAUCUUUGGACAGCCUUUCUGCAAGAUAACAAGAUUGCUGUUCAACGUCAAUCUCUAUGGGAGUAUUGGAUUUCUCACAUGCAUCAGUGUGUACAGAUAUCUGGGCAUUGUGCACACUCUGAAGGUGAAAGGCAGGAUAAAAGCGCGCCACUCUGUAGGAAUAGCCGCACUGGUCUGGAUUGUGGUGUUGCUUCAAUGUCUGCCUGAUGUGUCUUUUGAUAAAACAUUGUCAAAUAGAACCAAAUGCUACGACACGACUGCAGACCAUAGCAUGGAGAAAUACUUGAGGUACAGCAUUACACAGACAGUUAUUGGAUUUGUAAUCCCUUUGGUGUUAAUUGUGUGCUGCUAUGGGCACAUUGCUGUGAUUCUAGCCACUAAGAAAGACAUCGGAGAUGCCACACUGAAGUUGAAGUGCCUCAGGCUGGUGGUGAUCCUGGCUGUGCUCUUUUCCAUAUGCUUCAUCCCCAUCCACAUCUUCAGAAAUCUGAACCUGAUGACUCGCAUCUCAAAAAAAGUAAAUCACACCUGUAAGACAUGGUAUCCCAGCAUAUACAUCGCCAAAAUUAUCAGCGAUGGGCUAGCAUGCCUGAACAGUGCCAUUAACCCACUAGUAUAUCUGCUGAACAGUGAUAAACUGCUGAAGAGUUUUAAUUUCAGGCGAAACCAAGAAGAAGGUUCAUGUUCGCCAGAACUCUCACCUGUGAGACCAACAAAGGAGCAAAGUAAUCUUACAUAUCUAAACAGAACUCUCUGAAUCAACAUCUUGGAUGAUGCCUGGAUAUGGAUCAUUGUCAUACUGUUCAACAAACCAUUUACCAGUCAGUCCCUCAUUGACAUCAAUGUGCUGUUAAUGUGUGUGAUAUAUACAAUUGUACUUGAAUUUGUCUAUACAGCAACAUUCUGAGUUAUAAGGACAUUCGCAGUAAAGACCUUUUCAGUGUUUUUGUGAAUAAAUAACAAAUAGCAUGGUCUGCUA
Molecule: messenger RNA, 3250 nt
Organism: Pangasianodon hypophthalmus (striped catfish)
Lineage: Eukaryota; Metazoa; Chordata; Actinopteri; Siluriformes; Pangasiidae
Product: P2Y purinoceptor 1
Exons: 2
Coding region: 2021-3028 (335 amino acids)
Biological process (GO): G protein-coupled receptor signaling pathway
Cellular component (GO): membrane
Molecular function (GO): neuropeptide receptor activity
Source: RefSeq, a predicted model, not a curated record